Ciona intestinalis (vase tunicate) is the source of this 1812-nucleotide messenger RNA. NCBI's taxonomy places the organism in Eukaryota, Metazoa, Chordata, Ascidiacea, Phlebobranchia, Cionidae. The record is from RefSeq and is a predicted model, not a curated record.
UUGAAAUAGUUUGUAAUGAGAUUUAUGUUGUGUUCAAUAUUUGGAUACCUUAUCUAAAAUGAUUGAUUGUGUUUUUAGAUUAAUUGUAGAAACAGGUCUUACGAAACAUUUCUGCUCUAGUGAUUGACAGGGUUUCGUCGAGCCAAAGAUCUAACGUACCAUUAGCUCAAUCUUACUUUAAAACUGAAGACUUCUGCGUUAAAUAGCAACAUUACAACUACAAAGAAAUGGACGAAAUGUUAAACGAAACUCUAAAUUUAACUUCAAAUUCUUCAAUCAUAAACAACAUCUCGACAUCCGGUGACGUGUUUGAUGAUUCAGAAGUCUUGGCUUACAUAGCAGCUGAAAUCAUUAUCGCAGUCUUUGCUUUGUUCAGCAACUUAUUCGUUUUCAUUGCGAUAAUAAGGUUCAAAAACCUACAAACACCAACAUUUUGCCUGUUAGCAAGCCUUUCUGUUGCAGAUAUAUCAGUCGCACUGCUGGCAAUUCCAAGCGCCAUUGUUCUAAGGAUUGGUCUCGGUCUGCAAAUAAGCGGGCAAACGACAGACACUGAUCACCCAGUGCAUCAAGGUACGGUAUGUUUUCCACUGUGUCUUGCCAUGGUGGCAUUCCAGCUCUUCGCAACACAGGUGUCCAUUUGGGGACUCUUGCUGAUUGCUAUUGACCGUUUCGUGGCUAUACACUUUCAUUUAAGAUAUCGAGCUUACAUAACACUGUAUCGUGUAAAAGUUGGCAUCGUUGUUUCAUGGCUUGGUGGAAGCGUUAUUGCGCUUGGUUGGGAGUCGGCGGUAGGAGCCAGCGCAGAAAAUUUACAUGCUGUAAAACGAUGCGCCUUCGAACAAGUCGUCUCCAUGGAGUAUAUGGUCUACUUCAACUUUGUUGGUUGUGUUUUGAUCCCGUUUAUCGCCAUGUUUGCUCUCUAUCUCAUGAUUUUUCGGUCAGCUAAGAAGCAGCUGCAGAAAAUCUAUUCUGACGUUGCUUUUCACCCACGCCGACGUGGGGCUUCAGUAUUAUCUUAUCGCACCCGAACCAUAUCCAACACUGUUGAAUCUUCACCGACUGAUGAGGUCUUGGAAGAAACUAGCCUUGCUCUAACCGCAGCCCGAGAAGCUAUGAAGUUGAGUGGGAAUAAGAACCCAAACACGUUGAAAAGGUCUUCAUCAGUAACGGAGGUGUCCGAACAGUUUUACGCCAUUGAGACCACUUCGAAUGCCAGUGUAGUAAAGAAGAUACAGAACCCUCGUGAAUUAUUUGUGUCUGGGAGCUCAAGAAGGUCCAGCAAUCUCUUAAGUUCCUGUGACGACUUUGACAGCGUUGCUGCUAAUGUAUCAGCCCGCAGGCUCCGUCGAAAAUCAAAGUUGCUUUGGAAAGAGUUUACCGCAGCUCGAAGUUUAUUUACAGUUAUCGGACUUUUCGCUUUGUGUUGGCUACCAGUUCAUAUUAUUAAUUGCAUUACUCUGUAUUGUCCGGACUGCCGUCGACCAGACUGGCUUAUGGACUUGGCGGUCCUUCUUUCCCAUGCCAAUUCUAUGGUAAACCCUGUAGUGUAUGCGUUCCGCUUGCGAGAAAUGAAAGGAGCUUUACGCAAACUGUUGGUCAAGUAUAUGAAAACUCUAACCUGCAAGUAAUGCGGGUGUGGUAUAACUUCUUAGUCAGACUUCUUAGUCAAUCAGACUUCUUAGUCUUCUCAGACUUCUUAGUCAAUUCGCCCGUGGUACAUAUUUUCAUGCCUUCAAGUUCUUGUACAGUGUCAAGUAAAAGUGAUUUCGUACGUGAAAUAUUUUAUACUUCUCCAAUAAAAUUAUUUUAAAC